Molecule: messenger RNA, 264 nt
Organism: Symbiodinium natans
Lineage: Eukaryota; Dinophyceae; Suessiales; Symbiodiniaceae
Source: the annotation of a GenBank genome assembly
AUGGGCUUGCAGACGGUGGGAAGCAUCAGGCGACAGUUCAACACCCAGCAGGCGCUUGGCCUGGUAACAGGCGUCAACGCCGACUCCGACCAGUUCCAUGUCGACUUCAAGGAGGUGCAAAGCCCCGAAUGGAAGGCUGCGCUCAUAGCGAUGGCGCUCUUCCUUGACUACUGCUACUUCGUGAAGGGCGGCCAGUCCGCGCGGAGGGAGAGCGCUUUAGGGAGGGCUGCGCAGAUUGAGCGCCGCUGGGAGAACGACCGCUGA